Hyaena hyaena (striped hyena) is the source of this 3850-nucleotide messenger RNA. RefSeq names its product cadherin 2 (gene CDH2). The transcript has 16 exons. The record is from RefSeq and is a predicted model, not a curated record. Bases 48 to 2768 code for a protein of 906 amino acids. Lineage: Eukaryota; Metazoa; Chordata; Mammalia; Carnivora; Hyaenidae. Gene Ontology annotation, molecular function: cadherin binding; calcium ion binding. Gene Ontology annotation, cellular component: intercalated disc; presynaptic active zone membrane; plasma membrane. Gene Ontology annotation, biological process: regulation of synaptic transmission, glutamatergic; homophilic cell-cell adhesion; cell morphogenesis.
GCCGCCGCCGCCGCCUCCGGCUCCUCGCUCGGCCCCUCUCCGCCUCCAUGUGCCGGAUAGUGGGAGCGCCGCGGACCCUGCUGCCGCUGCUGGCGGCCCUGCUCCAGGCGUCUGUAGAGGCUUCUGGUGAAGUCGCAUUAUGCAAGACUGGAUUUCCUGAAGAUGUUUACAGUGCAGUCUUAUCGCAGGAUGUGCAUGAAGGACAGCCUCUUCUCAAUGUAAAGUUCAGCAACUGCAAUGGAAAAAGGAAAGUACAGUAUGAAAGCAGUGAGCCAGCAGAUUUUAAGGUGGAUGAAGACGGAAUGGUGUAUGCCGUGAGAAGCUUUCCCCUCUCCUCCGAGCAUGCAAAGUUCCUGAUAUAUGCCCAAGACAAAGAGACUCAGGAAAAGUGGCAAGUAGCAGUAAAACUGAGCCUCAAGCCUGCCUUACCUGAGGAUUCAGUGAAGGAAUCACCGGAAAUUGAAGAAAUAGUAUUCCCAAGACAAGCAGCUAAGCACAAUGGCCACCUACAAAGACAGAAGAGAGACUGGGUUAUCCCUCCAAUCAACUUGCCAGAAAAUUCCAGAGGACCUUUUCCUCAAGAGCUUGUCAGGAUCAGGUCCGAUAGAGAUAAAAACCUUUCACUGCGGUAUAGCGUGACGGGGCCAGGAGCUGACCAGCCUCCAACUGGUAUCUUCAUUAUCAACCCCAUCUCAGGUCAGCUGUCGGUAACCAAGCCUCUGGAUCGUGAGCUGAUAGCCCGGUUUCAUUUGAGGGCACACGCAGUGGAUAUUAAUGGGAAUCAAGUGGAGAACCCCAUUGAUAUUGUCAUCAAUGUUAUUGAUAUGAACGAUAACAGACCAGAGUUCUUACACCAGGUUUGGAAUGGGACAGUUCCUGAGGGGUCCAAGCCCGGGACAUACGUGAUGACGGUCACUGCUAUUGAUGCUGAUGAUCCAAACGCCCUAAAUGGGAUGUUGAGGUACAGAAUCCUGUCCCAGGCUCCAAGCACCCCUUCGCCCAACAUGUUUACAAUCAACAAUGAGACUGGUGAUAUCAUCACCGUGGCAGCUGGACUUGAUAGAGAAAAAGUGCAACAGUAUACAUUAAUAAUUCAAGCAACAGACAUGGAAGGCAAUCCCACAUACGGCCUUUCAAACACAGCUACGGCUGUCAUCACGGUGACAGAUGUCAAUGACAAUCCUCCAGAGUUUACUGCCAUGACAUUCUAUGGUGAAGUCCCUGAAAACAGGGUAGAUGUCAUAGUAGCUAAUCUAACAGUGACCGAUAAGGAUCAGCCCCAUACACCCGCCUGGAAUGCCAUGUACAGAAUCAGCGGUGGGGAUCCCACAGGGCGAUUUGCCAUUCAGACGGACCCGAACAGCAAUGACGGCUUAGUCACUGUAGCCAAGCCAAUUGACUUUGAAACAAAUAGGAUGUUUGUCCUUACUGUUGCUGCUGAAAAUCAAGUGCCAUUAGCCAAGGGUAUUCAGCACCCACCUCAGUCAACUGCAACCGUGUCCGUCACAGUUAUUGAUGUGAAUGAAAACCCUUAUUUUACCCCAAAUCCCAAGGUCAUUCGCCAAGAGGAAGGCCUUCAUGCUGGUACUAUGUUAACAACAUUUACUGCUCAGGACCCAGAUCGAUACAUGCAGCAAAAUAUUAGAUACACAAAAUUAUCUGAUCCUGCCAAUUGGCUAAAAAUAGAUCCUGUGAAUGGGCAAAUAACAACAAUUGCUGUUUUGGACAGAGAAUCACCAAAUGUGAAAAACAAUAUAUAUAAUGCCACUUUCCUGGCUUCUGACAAUGGAAUCCCUCCCAUGAGCGGAACGGGAACUCUGCAGAUCUAUUUACUUGAUAUUAAUGACAAUGCCCCUCAAGUGUUACCUCAAGAGGCAGAGACUUGUGAAACUCCAGACCCCAAUUCAAUUAACAUCACAGCACUUGAUUAUGACAUCGAUCCAAAUGCUGGACCAUUUGCUUUUGAUCUUCCUUUGUCUCCAGUGACUAUUAAGAGGAAUUGGACUAUCACUCGGCUUAAUGGUGAUUUUGCUCAGCUUAAUUUGAAGAUCAAAUUUCUUGAAGCUGGAAUAUAUGAAGUCCCAAUCAUAAUCACAGAUUCGGGCAAUCCUCCCAAAUCAAAUAUUUCCAUCCUUCGCGUGAAGGUCUGCCAGUGUGACUCCAAUGGAGACUGCACCGAUGUGGACAGGAUUGUGGGUGCAGGGCUUGGUACAGGGGCCAUAAUCGCCAUCCUCCUUUGCAUCAUCAUCCUGCUCAUCCUUGUUCUGAUGUUUGUGGUAUGGAUGAAACGUCGGGAUAAAGAACGCCAGGCCAAGCAACUUUUAAUUGAUCCAGAAGAUGAUGUAAGAGAUAAUAUUUUAAAAUAUGAUGAAGAAGGUGGAGGAGAAGAAGACCAGGAUUAUGACUUGAGCCAGCUCCAGCAGCCUGAUACCGUGGAACCUGAUGCCAUUAAGCCUGUAGGAAUCCGACGAUUGGAUGAGAGACCCAUCCAUGCCGAGCCCCAGUACCCAGUCCGAUCUGCAGCCCCACAUCCUGGGGACAUCGGGGACUUCAUUAAUGAGGGCCUUAAAGCUGCUGACAAUGAUCCCACAGCUCCGCCAUACGACUCCCUCCUAGUCUUUGACUAUGAAGGCAGCGGUUCCACCGCUGGGUCCUUGAGCUCCCUCAAUUCCUCAAGUAGUGGUGGCGAGCAGGACUAUGACUACCUGAACGACUGGGGGCCACGCUUCAAGAAACUUGCUGACAUGUACGGUGGCGGUGAUGACUGAACUUCAGGGUGAACUUGGUUUUUGGACAAGUACAAACAAUUUCAACUGAUAUUCCCAAAAAGCAUUCAGAAGCUAGGCUUUAACUUUGUAGUCUACUAGCACAGUGCUUGCUGGAGGCUUUGGCAUAGGCUGCAAACCAAUUUGGGCUCAGAGGGAAUAUCAGUGAUCCAAUACUGUUUGGAAAAACACUGAGCUCAGUUACACUUGAAUUUUACAGUACAGAAGCACUGGGAUUUUAUGUGCCUUUUUGUACCUUUUUCAGAUUGGAAUUAGUUUUAUGUUUAAGGCUUUAAUGGUACUGAUUUCUGAAACGAUAAGUAAAAGACAAAAUAUUUUGUGGUGGGAGCAGUAAGUUAAACCAUGAUAUGCUUCAAUACGCUUUUGUUACAUUGCAUUUGCUUUUAUUAAAACACAGAAUUAAACAAACACAAAACAAAAACUCAUGGAGCGAUUUUAUUAUCUUGGGGGAUGAGACCAUGAGAUUGGAAAAUGUACAUUACUUCUAGUUUUAGACUUUAGAUUUUUUUUUUUCACUAAAAUCUUAAAACUUACCCAGCUGGUUGCAAAUAAAGGGAGUUUUCAUAUCACCAAUUUGUAGCAAAAUUGAAUUUUUUCAUAAACUAGAAUGUUAGAUACAUUUUGGUCUUAAUCCAUGUACACUUUUUUUAUUUACUGUAUUUUUUCCACUUCACUGUAAAAAUGGUAUGUGUACAUAAUGUUUUAUUGGCAUAGUCUAUGGAGAAGUGCAGACACUUCAGAACAUGUGUAUGUAUUAUUUGGACUAUGGAUUCAGGUUUUUUGCAUGUUUAUAUCUUUCGUUAUGGAUAAAGUAUUUACAAAACAAAGUGACAUUUGAUUCAAUUGUUGAGCUGUAGUUAGAAUACUCAAUUUUUAAUUUUUUAAUUUUUUUUUAUUUUUUAUUUUCCUUUUUGUUUGGGGAGGGAGAAAAGUUCUUAGCACAAAUGUUUUACAUAAUUUGUACCAAAAAAAAAAAAAAGGAAAGAAAAGAAAAGAAAGGGGUGGCCUGACACUGGAGGCACUACUAAGUGUGUGUUUUUAAAAAAAAAAUGAAAAAAAAAAAA